Molecule: messenger RNA, 817 nt
Organism: Hibiscus syriacus
Lineage: Eukaryota; Viridiplantae; Streptophyta; Magnoliopsida; Malvales; Malvaceae
Product: pathogen-related protein-like
Exons: 5
Coding region: 37-750 (237 amino acids)
Source: RefSeq, a predicted model, not a curated record
CCCUUACGUACACUGAAUAAUUCAGAAGCUGCAACAAUGUCUGGCGUUGAAGGAGACAAAUAUCGUUCUUAUUUGCAUGGAGAAGGUGAGCUCAACACCACAUGGAGAUGGGGAGCUGCUCCAAAUUACGACAUUGUUAACAAGCUCUUCGAAGAAGGAAGAACUAAGGUAUGGCCUCCUGGAUCACUAGAAGAAAAAGUGCAGAACCUUGUGAAGACAUGGGAAAUGGAGCUUUUCCACAAGGCAGCCCUCGAUGAUGUCAAAUCAAUGGACUUUAACAAAUUCACGUUUAGCUUAAAUGGUCGGAAGGCUCUGGACAUGAUGGAAAUAAAGAAGCUCGGAGGAGGAUAUAACCCACACCUGCAAACAUCCCUCCCCGAAGAAUACAGAAUCUACGAUCCUGAAAAGGAAACAACCGAAUCAUCUCACAGGGCUUUUCUUACUGCUUUUCCAAGAGGUUUUGCUUUAGAAGUUCUCAAGGUUUAUGCUGGACCUCCUGAGAUUGUCUACAAGUUUAGGCACUGGGGUUACAGUGAAGGUCCUUUCAAAGGUCAUGCUCCUACAGGAGAUUUGGUUGAAUUUUACGGAAUGGCCAUCUUCCAGGUGGAUGAAGAUAUGAAAAUUGGUAGAACUGAGUUCUUUUAUGAUAGGGGAGAAUUGCUUGCUGGCCUAUUGAAAGGUGCCGCCAUUGAUGAUAGCUCUGCCAUGGAAGCAGCUUCAAAGUGUCCAAUCUUGAGGAAGACAGGGUAGAUUGUCCCUUCAGUUGAAACACCAUUUGCAGAUUUAUUGUUUUUGUUUCCAUUUAAAUUUGUAUGUU